Acanthamoeba castellanii str. Neff is the source of this 1260-nucleotide messenger RNA. RefSeq names its product endonuclease VIII protein, putative. The coding region runs from base 1 to 1260 and encodes 419 amino acids. Gene Ontology annotation, cellular component: nucleus. The record is from RefSeq and is a predicted model, not a curated record. Gene Ontology annotation, biological process: base-excision repair. Gene Ontology annotation, molecular function: DNA N-glycosylase activity; damaged DNA binding; DNA-(apurinic or apyrimidinic site) endonuclease activity. The transcript has 7 exons. Lineage: Eukaryota; Discosea; Longamoebia; Acanthamoebidae.
AUGCCCGAGUUGCCAGAGAUCCACAACUUUGUGCGAACGAUACAGGAGCAGGCGGCCCACCGCACGUUCAAUCGCAUCGUACAGCCGCGUAUAGCCGAGCCCAAAUGGCCGCAAAUCGACUCGCGGGGGUCCUUCGAAGCGCAGGCCCCCUUCACCCUGUCUGCCGUCGCUCGCGGCAAGGAGCUGCAGCUGACCAUGGUCCUCCCGAACGGCCUCUCCAUCGACUUUGUCUUCAACCACGGCCUCGAGGGGCGUUGGGUGUGGCACGCCGAUGCGAGCUCAGCCAGUGGGUCGGCCAUGCUCGAGUUUCACGCCACCGACGGCGGCUGCUUACGCUUGGUGGACAACAUGCGGAUGGCCAGCUGGCACCGAGGCCGCUUCGACCCGGUCACCCGCGGCCCCGACCCCCUCACCGAGCUGCCGGCUUUCGUGGCCCUGGUGCGCAACAACGCCCAGAACAAGGACUUCAACAAGCCCAUCGGCGAGGUGCUUCUCAACCAGAAGUACUUCAACGGUAUCGGCAAUUACCUGCGGGCCGAGGUGCUGGCCAGGGCCGGUAUAUCGCCGCAUCUGCCGGCCACCCAACUAUUCACCAGCCCCGAGUACCAGCAAAAGAGCGAAGUGGUUCUUGCGCUGUGCCACGCGAUCCCGCAGGAGGUCCUGGAUGACCGGGGCCUCAACAAGUACGGCAGCCCGGCCGAGAAGCAGAAGUUCCAGGCCUGGCUCACGUGCUAUGGCAAGGCCACCAGCGAAAAGGACAAGGGCGGCCGUACCAUUUGGUACUUCCCGGACCAGGCCUCGCGACAGCCCUCGCCCAAGGACCUCGACUACGCGCAGCAGCUCAUCGGCCAGGCCCAGGGCGGCAGCAGCUUCAACAACAGCGGCGGCCUCGCCCAGGGUUUCUCGUUCGCGCCAACCCCGAUGGCGUCAAUCUUGAUGCCCGCCACCACCAAGACUGCACCUCUACCCAGCAAGGCGGCACUGACUGCGGGCAGCGGCGGAGUGUAUUCGACGACGACAAAGCUGCUGCUGCUCGUGUCGAUUCUGUUCAAGGAGGGCAAGAUCGAGGCGGCGGAAAAGGACCGGCUCAAGGAGAUCGUGGUGGCCGGUGGCGGUCGCCAGGGCGGCGAGGGGAAGGCGGUGCAGUGGCUGACGAAGCUCGAGGCCUGCCUGGAGUACUUUGAAGCCGAAAACGACCUCGACGAGGUGGGCGAGACCAUGCGCAUCCUUACCAGACGCUACGUCAUCGCCCACAACUGA